This is a messenger RNA of Astrephomene gubernaculifera, 3479 nucleotides long. The record is from the annotation of a GenBank genome assembly. NCBI's taxonomy places the organism in Eukaryota, Viridiplantae, Chlorophyta, Chlorophyceae, Chlamydomonadales, Astrephomenaceae.
AAACAAACUGCAAAAGAUCGGACUUGCUGAUAGUGGAAUGUAACGUUCGUUUGUGCCAUAUAUGGCCAUGUUGACCCCAGAAGCCGUAGGACCUGGCACUUAGCACACCGCUGUGAAAAUGUAUGCCAACGGAUCUACUCCACGCAUUCGCAAGGAACGCAAAGUAUCUGUAGUCUUCCAGCAUCCCGAUGAUGGCAAGCACUGUGCUGGCGUAGAGGCGCUGCUAUUUCCCUCGGUGCCGAACCAUAAGCUGCUCUUCACAGCAUCGCGGGACUCCACUGUCAAAAGGUGGGAUGUGGCGGGUCCCGAGCCGGUUCUGGAGGCCAGCUUUGACGGCCAUGCGGACUGGGUGAACGACCUCGCGCUCAUAGGCGAUCUGCUUAUUACCUGCUCCAACGACCAGACCGUACGACUUUGGAAGGCAGGAUCAGAUAACGGUCAGCACCUGCACACGUUGUCGUACCACUCGGACUAUGUUACCUGCCUCGCCGCGGCCCCAUCUCGCGGCAUGGUGGUGUCAGCGGGGCUGCGGUCGGAGAUAUUCCUGCUUAGUAUCGAGACCGGCAAGCACAUGCAGCUCUACCCCCGCUCCCCCCAGCCCUCCCACUCCUCCGCCCCCGCCGCCGGCAGCCCUGCCUCCCACCAUCCCACCGGUCAGCCACCCCUCUCCGGAACCUCCUCCCUCGACCACCACCACCAACAAGACCUCAUGGGCAUCGGAAGCGGUGGCGCCGGUUUACCUUCCAUGGGCAACCACAACAACAUGCAUGGCAUGGGCAGCGGCGGCAGCAGCGGAGGAGGCGCCGUGAAGGGCGCUAUGGGUUCGGUUUCGGAGCCUCCGCAGCAGCAGCAACACCACCCGGGGUCUGUGUAUGCGCUGGCGUUGACACCCUCAGGCACCGUUGUGGCAGCGGGCACCAGUGAGGCGCUAAUUCGGCUGCUGGACCCGCGGAGUGGCAAGAAGAUAACCAAGCUAAGGGGGCACCAGGACACGGUUCGCGCGCUGCUGAUGAACAGCGACGGCACCACGCUGCUGAGCGGCGCAUCGGAUGGCACCAUCAAGCUGUGGGACGUGGGCAUGCAGCGAUGCGUGCAGACCUACAACGUCCACAGCGACUCGGUGUGGUCGCUGUUGUCCCCGGACGACUCCUUCUCAGUCAUCUACAGCGCAGGAAGAGACCGCGCCCUGUACCGCACGUACACGCACAGUCGUACGAGCGAGCUGUUGGCAGUUGAGAACGGUCCCGUACAGGCCAUGGCACUUGAGGUGGACGAGGCGGGAGACCCCACCAGCGGCAGCGUGGGCUUGUGGGUGGCUACGCCCGAGUCGCAUGUGCACAAGUGGGCGGUGCCGCGGGAGGCGGCUGGUGGGGCAGGCGCGGGUGCGGAGAGGGGCUUCUCGAUCGCCCGCCGCUCCCACGGCCUCACCGCCAACCUGCGCAAUCGCUCCGUGCACGAACCCAGUCGUCUGGCGCUCGCCAAGAGCCCGGUAGCAGUGGUGCCUGGCGUGCCGGGUAUCGUAGCUCACGAGGUGCUCGCGGAUCGGCGGCAUGUGCUGACAAAGGACAGUGCGGGGCUGGUGGCGUUGUGGGAUGUACUGCAGGGGGCGCAAGUGGCGUCGUACGGCAUGGUCGACCUGGCUGCGAAGGCCAAGGAAUUGUGGGAGGCCCGCUCCGUUCCCUCCUGGUUCACCUGCGACAACAAGCUGGGCUGUCUGGCCAUCACGCUGGAGCCGCCCUCCGCGUUCAUGGCGGAGGAGUACGCGGCUCAGCUGGACUACGCAAACGUGCCUGAUGAUUACAAGGUCAACUACGGCAAGUUGGUGCUGGACUGCGUCUUCGCCAAAUGGCGUUACAAGCUGGCGCAGAGCAUGGGGGCCUCCGCCUCUGCUGCCGCCUCCUCAUCAGGCCAUGCGGGCGCGGCUGCUUCCAUGUCCUUGCCGCCCUCCUCCUCCACUUCGAUACAAUCAGCAUCAGCAGCGCUGCCGCAGGGGCACCAGGGGAUAGCGGUCGGAGGGGGGCAAGGACUGCAUGGGAGUGGGGUUGGUACGGCAGAAGGAGGAGGAGGAGUGUCGUACUAUGGGGAGCUCUGGCCCAAGUACUGGCAGUGCCGGGCGCUGCCUGCGGUCAUCUGCUCGCGUCACGACGGGCAGCGCUGGCGACGGUUGAUCUCCUCCUUCGACGGCUCCGAAACCGAACCCGUAGAGGUGCCAACCUGGGUGGGAGAUGUCGUACUUCGCAACACCAGCGUCACGCCCAAGGAGGCCAAAUGCGCCUUUAUACUGCUGCCGGCUGAGGGCUCCAACCUGCCAAGCCUCAUGCAGAGCAAGCUCAACGCGCCACGCAUCUUGCAGAUCCAUAAGGUCGCACACUACUGCUGCAGUAAGCUGCAGGAACAGAACGUGCAGUUGGAGGUUCGGCCUUUCUACCUAAGGCGGCCGCCGUACGCCCCUCCCGAGCCCCCCAGCGGAGGAGCAGGAGCAGGAGGUCGCGCGGCGCUGGAGUUGACGUGCAACGGCGUGGCUGUGCCGUACGAAAUGAGUUUGGCAACCGUCAAGAAGUACAUUUGGAAGAAGUCGGACGACCUUGUGUUCCAUUACCGGAUCCGCGACCCAACCCGCCCGGCGCCGCCGCCUGCAUUGAGUGCCGGGGGCUAGCGAGGAGCAGGAGGCGGGCCGCCGUACGGAUGCCUACAGCCGCCGUACGGAUGCCUUCAGCCGCCGUACGGAUGCCUACAGCCGCCGUACGGAUGCCUACAGCCGCCGUACGGAUGCCUUCAGCCGCCGUACGGAUGCCAGAACCAGAGGGGCGGGGUGACAGGUGAAACCAGCGGAUGCGGCAAGGGGCACCAGGUGGGAGUGAGUAGUCGUCGCCCACGCCUGCGCCGCCUAGCCCCCUGCCCUUUCAGGUCCACAGGGUGAUAGAGCGGGCGGUGAACAUGCCUCGGGGGGUAGUAAAGCGGGAGGAGUGGAGCGGUGUGAAUGUGCACUUUCUAAUCCGGGGCUUUGCGGUGGGUCGGCUUGCUAAUGCAGCGGGAGCAGGAUGGUAGGGUACCCGCUGUAAUGUUGGUGCCAUAUCCAUAUCCGGUUAGUGGACAGCGAGCUAGGGUCCGGCUAGGGAACGCCUUGACCGAGUGGUGUAAGCCGCUGUCUGGCAGUGGGAGAUGGCUUAGAGGACCGCUGUCUGGCAGUGGGAUAUGGCUUAGGAGCGAUGUCGCUUGGUUGACAUGCCAACCUGCGCAUGUGUGCAGGGUCCCUUACUGUAGCUGUACCGCUCCCGGGAUGCCGUGGUUGUGUAACGGACCCGGACGUGAAACCGGCGGUGGUGAUGUAGGGCUGUACCGGUUGGGGUAAAGUAAGAGCGAAGAAUGCCCUGCCAUGUCGCGGCAAUAAUGUGUCCCAAGCAUCACCUAAUGCGGGGGCAACGAACUCAUCAGGAGCUUGCCUGGGAGGUGGUGUCGCCCACCCCACUACAACUCCC